Messenger RNA from Arachis ipaensis, 372 nucleotides. RefSeq lists its product as uncharacterized. Lineage: Eukaryota; Viridiplantae; Streptophyta; Magnoliopsida; Fabales; Fabaceae. The record is from RefSeq and is a predicted model, not a curated record.
AUGGCUUACAAGACACCAAUUGGCAUGAGUCUAUUCCGGCUAGUCUACGAAAAAGCUUGUCACCUUCUGGUAGAGGUGGAACACAAGGCUUAUUGGGCUGUGAAGGAAUAUAACUCAGGAUUGGGAGGAGCUAGAGUUGAAAGAAAAUUGCAACUGGAAGUAUUGGAUUGCAUUCGGUUAGAAGCUUAUGAAAACUCAAGGCUCUACAAAGAAAUGGUGAAGGCGGUACAUGAUCGGAACAUCAAGAGAAGAGAGUUUAGAGUUAGAGAUCAAGUCCUUCUCUAUAACUCUAGAUUGAGGUCAAGAUGGGAUGGACCAUAUGUGGUGGAGAAGGUUGAACCAUAUGGUGUAGUCCACUUGAGUUCGCUUUGA